AUGGAUGUGCUCGUCUCGGUGGCAUUAGACGAGGUGUGUGCCAGCCUCUCCGCUGGCCUCCCAGUAACCGGCCUAUGGACCAGGCUCUCCGGGGAGUUUGAGGCGGCCGGCCUCCCUCUUGGCCUGUCCGUCAAGAGCAUCCUCUUUGCCCGUCUCAUUGCGCUCCCUCACAUCAGCCUCAUGGAGCGUAAACAGGGUAAACCGGAUGACACGCUCGUCCACUCGGCGGCAAAGACUGUGGAGGCGGCCGAACGGCGCGGCGCUCUGCUGUUUGCGAGCCCGGAUCUCCGCGAUAAAUUCCUCGGGAUUUAUGACCACAGGUACUCUGCUUCGAAGCUAAGUACCAAGCAGAAGGAGACGCUAGAACGUGUCGGAGCAAGCAGGACUUCUGGUGUCACACAAAAGUCUUUAUGGGAAAGUAUUGGCAUGGAAACAAAGGAAAGUAUUGGCAUGGAACCAAACCAAAGUAUCAACAUGAAACCAAGCAAAAGAAUUUGCAUGAAAGCAAACAACUUCCAUUAUGUUGUGAAGACCCUUCAGUCCCAGGGGUUAAUUGUUGGAAAACAAGCAAUUGUGAAGUCUAAUGACGUUGGGGGUGAGACGGAAUAUGGUUCACGGAAUAGUCUUAUCGUCAGCACCAACUUAUUAUAUCUCUCAAGAUAUGCCAAAGAAUUGAAUAUGAACUCAAAUCAAAGAAUUGAGAUUGCAAUGCCCAAACUUGGGAGAGAUGAAGAAAUCAACAUAGAUGUUUUACACGAAGAUGAGAAUCUUAGUGUAGAUUACAAGAACUAUGUUUCUAUCCAUGAUUAUCUUCCAGCAAUGAAAGACAUAUGUGACAAACUUGAAGAAGCUAGUGGAAAGGUUUUAGCUGUGUCAGAUAUAAAAAAGGACCUCAGUUACAAGAUGCCACGUGGGCACAGGGCAUGGAGAAAUGUAGGUUUUCUUGGAAUCCCUUGUUGCAUUGCAUAUGUUCUCCGUACUCCUGGAUACUACUGA
Molecule: messenger RNA, 996 nt
Organism: Sorghum bicolor (sorghum)
Lineage: Eukaryota; Viridiplantae; Streptophyta; Magnoliopsida; Poales; Poaceae
Exons: 3
Coding region: 1-996 (331 amino acids)
Biological process (GO): transcription initiation at RNA polymerase III promoter; 5S class rRNA transcription by RNA polymerase III
Cellular component (GO): transcription factor TFIIIC complex
Molecular function (GO): DNA binding
Source: RefSeq, a predicted model, not a curated record